UUAAGAUAUGUUCUAAUAGUGAGAAUAUAAAAUUUGGUAAAGAUAACUGAGCUUAGAUGUAGUUUGUAGAUACUUCUGAAAUAUUGAUGUGAUGAAAACUAGGUCAGUGAUCCAUUAAUGAAAAAGAGCGGUUUAGAUCACGUGGAAGGAGCUGCCUGAGUUCUUCCGCUGUUCUCUUUCACGUCCGCAGCUCAGGGAUGAAUACGGUGUCUGCUGAGCUCUCCGUAUUAUCACUUUGAGUUUAUCAGAUACGAUAGCAAGAUGAGUGGCAGAGGAAAAGGAGGCAAAGGACUCGGGAAAGGAGGCGCCAAGCGUCACCGUAAAGUUCUCCGUGAUAACAUCCAGGGAAUCACCAAGCCCGCUAUCCGCCGUCUGGCUCGCCGCGGGGGAGUCAAGCGCAUCUCCGGUCUCAUCUACGAGGAGACCCGCGGUGUGUUGAAGGUGUUCCUGGAGAACGUGAUCCGUGACGCAGUCACCUACACCGAGCACGCCAAGAGGAAGACCGUCACCGCCAUGGAUGUAGUUUACGCUCUGAAGAGGCAGGGCCGCACCCUACCCACGGGUCUUGGCCUUCGCUCUGGCUUUACCUCCGCCAUGGCCAGAACCAAGCAGACCGCCCGUAAAUCUACCGGAGGCAAAGCUCCCAGGAAGCAGCUGGCCACCAAGGCUGCGCGUAAGAGCGCUCCAGCUACCGGCGGCGUCAAGAAGCCUCACCGCUACAGGCCCGGUACCGUGGCCCUGAGAGAGAUCCGUCGCUACCAGAAGUCCACGGAGCUGCUGAUCCGUAAGCUGCCCUUCCAGCGGCUGGUCCGGGAGAUCGCUCAGGACUUCAAGACCGACCUGCGCUUCCAGAGCUCCGCCGUCAUGGCUCUGCAGGAGGCCAGCGAGGCUUACCUGGUGGGUCUGUUCGAGGACACCAACCUGUGCGCCAUCCACGCCAAGAGGGUCACCAUCAUGCCCAAAGACAUCCAGCUGGCCCGCCGCAUCCGUGGAGAGAGAGCUUAGAGACGGAGGUCAAACAAAAACACACAACGGUUCUUUUCAGAGCCACAAACUCGAUCAUUUCUAGAGCUUUUUCCUCAUUGAGCGAUAUCAGUAUAUUCUGCUACUUUCAUUACACUUGGUUUGAAUAAUUAACACUUUUUUGAGUCAUAUAGUCACAAAUACUUCAAAAAAACCAAAUGUAUGGGUGACUAUAUUCUAUAAAUUCUGCAUUUUUAGACUUGAAUGUUCAUAGGGAGUUUAAACUUAGUAUUUAAAAUCUUAGAAGUACAAGAUGUUUGAUACAGACCACACUGAUGGGUGUCUUAACAACCAUGCUUUAUGCUUUCACUUCAGUUUCAUACUAACCUUUUAGUUCUACACACAUCUGUGCUGAAAGCCAUCAGAAUGAACCACAUGUUGCUAUAUUUAUGAGCCAUGUUGGUAAACGUGAGAUUAAAGUCACGAGGAAGGAUGAACAAACUACUUUACACUUUUCUAUAAGUUAUAUUUACUAAGAUGCAACACUUCUGGCUGAAUAUAUAAAACGUUUCAAACAAAUAUUACUUUUAGUGGCCCAAAUAGUUUUAAUUACUGCCAGUUUAUACAACAAAUCAGCAGCCCAACAUGUUUAAAGUUCAGAGAGCUACACAACCUUUAAAUAUUUCAUUAGAAACAUGUCCUUCAGUAGUGAAAUGCAGGCUUUAAUGUACACUGAAAUCUGCAUCGCCAUGAACAAAAGUGGAAUUUCUAUUUUCCACCAUCAUCCUUAUUCAGGUUCACCACCAUAUUUAUUUCAAACAUGUGAUUUUUCUGUUUGUGUUGAACCAGCUGACAAACGACAAGCAUUUCUCUUCAUUUUGGUGAUAAAAGUGCUAUUUUUAGGUCACUGGCGAUAUAAUGUUUACGAACAAUCCGAUCCUUUUUAAUGGCUCCUUACUUUGAACAAUAGUCUGUCAGCGAGAGCUGUUCUUUGUUUAUUACUACUUAGCUUGCUUAUAAUGCUCUGCAUACACUGCACUCACUACCUUUUCAAUGUUCUCUUAUUUGAAAUGAUAUAUUUAUUACUUAGGAAACAAAUACAGAAACAGAAGGAGGCUCAUGAGCAUACAGAGCGCUCUUCUAUGGGCUAAGAACGCUGUCAAAAACAAUGUGUAUGU
Messenger RNA from Girardinichthys multiradiatus, 2141 nucleotides. Its product is annotated as histone H3-like. Gene Ontology annotation, molecular function: structural constituent of chromatin; protein heterodimerization activity; DNA binding. Gene Ontology annotation, cellular component: nucleosome. The transcript has 4 exons. NCBI's taxonomy places the organism in Eukaryota, Metazoa, Chordata, Actinopteri, Cyprinodontiformes, Goodeidae. The coding region runs from base 262 to 1005 and encodes 247 amino acids. The record is from RefSeq and is a predicted model, not a curated record.